AUAUUGCAGUUGAGCGACUGAGCUUCCAUCUCCCAGGAGAACAUAAUGUGUUCUAUAAUGAAAGGGAAUCCACGGCCACAGUGUUGAAUCGUGCUACUGUUCUCUCAACCAAAUUCACAGCCUGGAUGAAGGCAAAUGAAAUGUACCCCGAGGCCAAGUUAUUGACAUAUUCUGAGUUUCCUACUAAAUUCACGUGGAAAAAAACAUCAAAAACGUGGGUACCGAGGAAAAAGAGAUUUGCAGUUGGGAGACUCUAUUUUGUUCGUCCAGGCAUAGGCGAGAAGUACUACCUUAGAAUGCUUCUCAAUGUGGUUAGAGGACCGACCAGUUUUGAGGAAUUGAAGACCGUUAAUGGUACUAUUCAUGCCACAUUCAAGGAUGCUUGCUAUGCAAGAGGUUUGCUCCAGGAUGACAAAGAUCACAUUGGUUGCAUUAAACAAGUAAGUCAUUGGGGAUCUGCACACGCUCUCCGUGAGUUAUUUGUUACCCUGCUGACGUCAGAUGAACUUUCAAAGCCGGAAUUGGUGUGGGAGCAAUGCUGGGAGGAUUUAUCAGAUGAUGUACUAUACAACAUAAGAAGGAACCUCAAUGAUCAAGAGUUGGAUUUAAGUGCAGCUCAAAUUAAAAAUUAUGCUCUUCUAGAAGUUGAAAAACUUCUCCAACAAAAAGGGAAGUCUCUGCGCAACUAUGCAAACAUGCCUUUUCCUUCCGUUUCUCAAAUCGAUUCUCUUGAACACAACCUCAUACAUGAAGAGAUGAGGUAUGAUGUUGAUGCUUUAUCUGAGGAGCAUUCCAAGUUGUUGCUAGACAUGACUGAAGAACAACGCAAGGUUUAUGACAUACUCAUUGCUUCAAUCAAUGGAAAUCACGGCGGCAUCUACUUUGUGUAUGGUCAUGGUGGUACCGGAAAAACAUAUUUGUGGAGAACUUUGUCGGCAGCUGUAAGAUCUCGUGGAGGUAUAGUAUUGAAUGUGGCAUCCAGUGCCCUUGCAUCACUUCUCCUUCCAGGUGGACGUACAGCGCACUCUAGAUUUGCUAUUCCACUGACAGCGGCCGGGCUUGCCAGGCGGCCAGGCGGCUAGGCGGUCAGGUGGCUAGGCGGCCCGGCGGCUAGGCGGCCAGGCGGCUAGGCGGCCAGGCGGCUAGGCGGCCAGGCGGCUGGGCGGUGCAAUGGCUCCUGUACUGUGAGAAGCUUUACGGCCGACAGCAACCAGCUGACGUCCUUCCUUGUCUUUCGCGUUGUCCGGUGAGCCUCGAAUCCGACAGGCUGUAGGUCGGUAACCCUGGUCAGCGGCGCAAUUUCCCAGGUCGGUGGAUGUACCUCUGGUCAGCCGGACAGGUUAGCUACGGAUCCCUGAAGUUGGAUGACUGUGAGUAACCUUCUGCUGCUUGAUUCCCUCUUAAGCCAAUGGCCGAAUUUAGACAGUCUGAUAUUGCUAAUUGUGAUACGGCAGCCCCGUAGCCAAGUCGGCCAUGUUGAGAAGAAGUCCCCUCGUGGGAUGGCUGAAAACAGGUUGCUCCUAAAAUUCCC
This is a messenger RNA of Cuscuta epithymum, 1531 nucleotides long. The record is from the annotation of a GenBank genome assembly. Lineage: Eukaryota; Viridiplantae; Streptophyta; Magnoliopsida; Solanales; Convolvulaceae.